CCGCGUGGCUGCCCGCCCAGCCGCAGGCCGCAGGAGCCGACGCUGCAGCCGGCUGCGGGGCGGGAUUCACGGAGCCACCGUAGGGAGCAAAGCUCGUCUCUCCGCGUCUUUGCUUUCGCCCGCCCUGACCUCCUCCUCGCCGCGUCGGUCCGCUGGUGGGGUCCGGCUGACCAGCUCGCCCUCCGGCUCCGAACCGAGGCUCCAAGGCCGCCACAGGGACCCGCUUACCAGACCCAGCCAGGGGCCGCCCGUCUGCCUGUUUGGAUCCUGCCUUUGAUGACACCUGGCAAAAGGCUACCAUGGAGGGGGAUGGUUCAGACUCGCUGGUUACCAUUAAGAAUAUUGAAAGAGAGCUCAUUUGCCCGGCAUGCAAGGAGCUGUUUACCCACCCGUUGAUUCUCCCUUGUCAACAUAGUAUCUGUCAUAAAUGUGUAAAAGAACUCUUACUGAUGCUUGAUGAUUCAUUCAAUGACGUGGGAUCAGACAACUCCAAUCAGAGCAGUCCUCGACUUCGGCUUCCCUCCCCUAGCAUGGACAAAAUUGACAGAAUUAGCAGACCAGCAUCACAACGGAGAUCUUUGGGGUGGAGAGGUCAUAAGAAGAUAUUAAAUGGCUGGAAGCGCAAUUCAUUGACCCCUAGGACAACUACUUUUCCGUGUCCUGGCUGUGAGCAUGAUGUGGAUCUUGGAGAACGGGGAAUCAACGGUCUGUUUCGAAAUUUCACUUUGGAAACUAUUGUUGAAAGAUAUCGUCAGGCAGCCAGGGCAGCCACAGCCAUUAUGUGUGACCUUUGUAAACCACCACCUCAAGAAUCCACAAAAAGUUGCAUGGACUGUAGUGCAAGCUACUGCAAUGAAUGCUUCAAAAUUUAUCAUCCUUGGGGUACUGUAAAAGCGCAGCAUGAGUAUGUGGGCCCAACUACGAAUUUUAGACCCAAGAUUUUAAUGUGCCCAGAACAUGAAACGGAGAGAAUAAACAUGUACUGUGAAUUAUGUAAGAGGCCAGUUUGUCAUCUCUGUAAGUUGGGUGGUAAUCAUUCCAACCACCGUGUAACCACUAUGAGCAGUGCCUACAAAACCUUAAAGGAAAAGCUUUCAAAAGAUAUUGAUUACCUUAUUGGCAAGGAGAGCCAGGUGAAGAGUCAGAUUUCUGAACUGAACUUGUUAAUGAAAGAAACGGAGUGUAAUGGAGAGCGGGCUAAAGAAGACGCAAUUACACAUUUUGAAAAGCUCUUUGAAAUCCUAGAAGAAAGGAAAUCAUCUGUUUUGAAGGCAAUUGAUGCUUCUAAGAAACUAAGAUUAGACAAAUUUCAGACUCAAAUGGAAGAGUAUCAGGGGCUGCUAGAGAACAACGGACUCGUGGGAUACGCUCAAGAAGUGCUGAAGGAGACAGAUCAGUCUUGCUUUGUUCAGACCGCAAAACAGCUCCACCUCAGAAUACAGAAAGCUACAGAAUCUUUGAAGAGCUUUAGACCUGCGGCUCAGACUUCUUUUGAAGACUAUGUUGUUAAUACAUCUAAACAAACAGAACUUCUUGGAGAAUUGUCCUUUUUCUCUAGUGGCAUAGAUGUGCCAGAGAUCAAUGAGGAACAGAGCAAAGUUUAUAACAAUGCUUUGAUAAAUUGGCACCAUCCAGAAAAGGAUAAAGCUGAUAGCUAUGUCCUCGAAUACCGGAAGAUUAAUAGAGAUGAAGAAAUGUUGUCUUGGAAUGAGAUAGAAGUGUGUGGCACAAGUAAAGUCAUUUCCGAUCUUGAAAGUAAUUGUAACUAUGCUUUCAGAGUAAGAGCCUACAAGGGUUCAAUCUGCAGUCCUUGCAGCAGGGAAUUGAUUCUUCAUACUCCUCCAGCUCCAGUUUUCAGUUUCCUUUUUGAUGAAAAAUGCGGCUACAAUAAUGAACACCUCUUGCUGAACUUGAAGAGAGACCAUGUAGAGAGCAGAGCUGGAUUUAAUCUUCUGCUUGCUGCAGAGCGGAUCCAAGUGGGUUACUACACAAGCUUAGACUACAUCAUUGGAGAUGUUGGAAUCACAAAAGGGAAGCACUUUUGGGCCUUCCGUGUAGAACCAUAUUCAUACCUGGUAAAAGUGGGAGUUGCUUCCAGUGAUAAACUGCAAGAAUGGCUCCGGACUCCCCGGGAUACAGUUAGUCCAAGAUACGAGCAAGACAGUGGGCAUGACAGCGGAAGUGAGGAUACCUGUUUUGAUUCUUCACAACCCUUUACGUUAGUUACUAUAGGCAUGAAGAAAUUUUUUAUUCCCAAGUCACCUACUUCUUCUAAUGAACCUGAAAACCGAGUUCUCCCCAUGCCAACAAGUAUAGGGGUUUUCCUCGACUAUGAUAAAGGCAAAGUGGGUUUCUAUGAUAUGGAUCACAUGAAAUGCCUUUAUGAGCGCCAAGUGGACUGUUCGCAUACUAUGUACCCAGCAUUUGCAUUAAUGGGCAGUGGAGGAAUUCAGCUUGAAGAACCCAUCACAGCAAAAUAUCUAGAAUACCAAGAGACCAUGUAGUUUAAGCAUCUGAUGUGACUUAGGAUAAAAAAUGUGAGCAAAAUAAUGCCUUGGUGUUAACCUUUGUAACUCAUUACAUAUCAUCUAAGUAUCCUGUCGCCACACUUGUUUUUUGUGUAUGUUUCUUCUUAAAACCGAAAGCCUAAACAGCCUUCCUGCCUUUCACAAACACCGGGAAAAAGGUACUUUUUCAUAGUUAACACUGAAAUGGUUAGCUGGAUUAUCUUUUUAUGCACGGAAAAUCUAAUUUAUUUAUGUCAGCUUGUGUUGCUGUUACUUACAUUCCUGUUUCGGGGUUGGGGGAAGGGAUACAAAAGUAUUUAUUGUGCUUCUUUUGUGUUUGGUUUUUCAUUUUUAUAUCAUGUUUAUGUCCUAAGAGAAGAUAUUUUUUAAAUGCCUUCUGGAUAGAAAUUAGUACUAAGCAUUGUGUUGUGCAUUCAUUUUUAAUGGGAAAACAAAGGUAUAGAUAGGUAAAAAAAGGCCAUAGAAACGGUAGUAUAUUUAAGUGAAAAAUUAUGUAUUUAAUAUUCAGAAUAUAUUGCCUGGAAAAUGAAUACUACUGUUUUGUUUUUUGAAGACCACAAACUGUAUUCUUAAGGACAUUUUUAAGAGUUCUCUUAGCUGUAAUGCCCAUACUUGCAUGUGUAGGAACCAUGGUUUCUUGCAGGAAACACAAAAUUCUUGGCUAAUAUACGAAGCUUUUCACUUCAUAUGAUUUUUUGGGAAAUUUUUUUUCUUCAAUUUUUUUUUUAGUUCCUCUAUGAAAAUAUUUGAGCUUAUAUCAAAUAAUUAUUUUUCAUAAAUAUUAGUGAAGAUACACUGAUAAUUGUCAUAUACUUUUGCUUUCUUUUUGUGUCUUGUAAUUUUCAUUCUUUGGCACAAAUAUUAUAUAUCAGAUUGUUCUGGUUUAUGUUCGCAUGUUUGAAAAGUUCUUGAUACAUUUUUAGUGUCAUUAAACAUAUUAUAAAAUGUGAAGUAACUAUCUGGUCAGUUGUAUGGCAUUUUCUAUGACUCAUUGGUAGUAAGCAUUUGUCAUAUAAGCAAGUAAAAAUACAAAUUUAAUUGUUUAGGAAUAACAAUUAAAAUCAUAACGAUUGUGUGUACCCUUUGUUAAAGUUAGAAGUUCUUUGAAUUUGAAGAAUCUCAUUUUAUCUAAAUUUUAUCUUCAUUUUUGGAAGAUUCUUUCUUGGGUGUUUUUAUUUAAACUGGUUAGUUUUUUUUUAAGUUAGAGUAUUCAGAAACUAGACUGUUAGGC
Globicephala melas (long-finned pilot whale) is the source of this 3759-nucleotide messenger RNA. RefSeq names its product tripartite motif containing 36 (gene TRIM36). Gene Ontology annotation, biological process: acrosome reaction; spindle organization. The record is from RefSeq and is a predicted model, not a curated record. Gene Ontology annotation, cellular component: acrosomal vesicle. Lineage: Eukaryota; Metazoa; Chordata; Mammalia; Artiodactyla; Delphinidae. Gene Ontology annotation, molecular function: zinc ion binding; protein binding; ubiquitin-protein transferase activity.